AUGUCAAAUUCAUCGAGAUCUAGCUUGCUUUCUGAGUCUUCGAUCGAGACAAACUCAUCGAUUUCUUUAUCGGAAUUCAUGACGGCAAAUUCGGACGAAUCUAAUUCGGAAAUUUUGCCGUUUGCCGAUAAUAUUGAACCGCUUGCUUCGACCGAUGAAAUUGCGGAGUACGAAGCUGCAGUCGCGAAAGAACGGCAGGUUGAGGACAUGCUGCAAGAUCGUUUUGAUGCCCGUGUUGAUGUUACUUCAUGGUGUGAAUGUGGCCAUUGUUCGUUGGAUCUUGUUGUCAACCCUCAAGAGUGCCGAUGCUGCAUGGAAUUAGAGCAAUGCCGUGGUAAAAUGUAUCAGUUCGAAGUCGAUGAAAGGACAUGCAUUUUGGAUCACCCUGGCUUUAACGAAGUUUGCCUGAACGAAUUUGUUCUUCAAGCAGCUUCGUUAGGUUUAAAGACCAAGGUCAUCGCAUGAUACAGACACUUCAUUUUGUAUUUCCUUUAAAACCUUAGUAUAAAUGUAUAUUAUAUAUUGAAAGUUUG
Messenger RNA from Xenia sp. Carnegie-2017, 533 nucleotides. RefSeq lists its product as uncharacterized. The coding region runs from base 1 to 465 and encodes 154 amino acids. NCBI's taxonomy places the organism in Eukaryota, Metazoa, Cnidaria, Anthozoa, Malacalcyonacea, Xeniidae. The record is from RefSeq and is a predicted model, not a curated record. The transcript is spliced from 2 exons.